Talaromyces marneffei is the source of this 2328-nucleotide messenger RNA. RefSeq lists its product as uncharacterized. The transcript is spliced from 2 exons. NCBI's taxonomy places the organism in Eukaryota, Fungi, Ascomycota, Eurotiomycetes, Eurotiales, Trichocomaceae. Bases 1 to 2328 code for a protein of 775 amino acids. The record is from RefSeq and is a predicted model, not a curated record. Gene Ontology annotation, cellular component: HDA1 complex.
AUGGAGAUGAAACAAGACCCGACAGAUCGUCACGGAUCUGAGUCUACAGGGAGAUUCAACGACAUUACCGGCGCUACUCCGAAAGAGAAACUUCAGAAUGCCUAUGCUCGAUUGCGCGCAUCAAGCAAUGCUGCGUCGACCCCAAUUGCAGUAGAUAGCGUGACGCCGUCAUCUGCUGGAGAUAUCGAACCUGUUUUGCCGGUAUCUAUGCCCCAGACAACAUUACCUCUAAGCACCCGGACACAUGAGAACCCCGCAGACCUCGCUGCACCAAUUGGGGAGCACGAAGAUGUUGCAGAUGUUGUUGUAGUCUCGCCAGCCCUGCUGUUCUCCGAACAAGCGGGUGUACAGACUAUUCAACCCAGCGCUAUAUUUGAAAAGACUGAACAUAUUCUCCCGGGUUCAUUUCGACUUGGUCCUUCUGAGUUUGCUGUCACCAUGCCGAUGGACUCCGUAGGGAAGGACAACUAUGAAAGAGCGCUUGCUGAGCACUCGGAUUCUGUCAAACUUCUUCUCUCUGGGUUCCAGUCGGCGGAUGGGAAUGUUCUUCCUAUGAGUGAGCAGGCUCAACGUAUCGCCGACAUUCGACAUCUUAUCGAAAAGCUUGACAACAUUGCCGUUCACACUGAUCUGAACAUAGCCGAGCAUGUGAAACGGUCUCAAUUAGAUGUUAGCAAGGAAGCUUCGUGGGCCGAAUAUACCAGUGCCAAGUUCCUAUUUCUAGGUCAAUUGAUAGAGAUCGCAGGAGCACAAGAGCUACACAUCCUGCUUAUAGUGGGCAAGAAGGAAACUGCAGAGCUAGUUGAGCGCUACUUUACAGGCAAAGGCUUCGCUCCUGUCCGGCCACGCGCUGAAAUGCGUGGACAUGUUGAGCUCUCUUUGGUCAAUGGACUGCUUAGCGUGGGUAUCUUAUCUACGCAGCAUGAUGGCACUGUGGAGACCUAUCGACCACCAGCAGUCAUCUUCGCACUUGACUCGUCAUUCAAUGCGUCAAACCCUGUUAUUGAGCAUCUCAGAACUACAUACGCGCGUAAUGGGAAUUUGCUUCCUGUUGUGCACUUGAUUAUAGCAAAUUCUAGUGAGCACAUCCAGCGAUGUCUACCCGAUCUUCCAGAGGUCCAAAGAUUAAGGCUACUCGUUCAUAUUGUGAAGAGCCUUGUGGAUAUGCUCGGUGAUCUGCAAGAUAACGCCUUGGGUGUGCAAGAUGAUGCCGAUGAAAUCUUCACUUGUCUCAUGUCGGAUGAUUUUAACGCCAAUUGGACUCUUCCUGCAAUUGAGCCGCUCCAUAUACUUGUGUCGAAUGGGCAGCAGAGCGAAGACCCUCUCGGUACGCAAGUCAUGCACCCAACAGUUGUUGAAUCAUCCGUCAAUAAACGCAUAUUUGAAACUCUGGAUGCCGACACACCUGAAUCAAAGAGACAGCGUAUUCAUUCAUCGCAGGAACUUACCCAGAUAACGACUCAAUCCUCUGCACCGACGAGCCAAACCUUGGAUUUGACCGCAAGAUUACAGGCCUUGGAGGCUCGCCUGGUUGAAAUGAAGGCUAACCAUGCCGCGGAAGUUGAGCGAUUGCAAACGACGAUUUCUGAUUACGAGGCUCGAUCCACCGAGCGUAUCAAAGGAUGGGAGGAUUUACAGCAUCGAUAUGAGGCUCGUAAUAAGGAGUUGCAUCAAAUACGAAAAGAGCGAGAUAGCCUGCAGGCAGAGAAAGCAAAGGCUGAACAAAAAGCCAUCAGACAACAAGAGGAGAUCACAAAGCUCAAAGAUGAGCGAACUCAACUGAAACACGAUCUACAAACAGCGAGGGAUGAUCUCAAAGCCGAAGGUGGAUUGAAAGAACAACUUGAAGUUCUACAAGAGCAGAAUCGCAAACUGAGCGACGACAACGCCGAUCUCACAAAAAAGAAGGAGUACGAAAAGAAACAAGCUGAAUAUAUCCGUGAAAAAUACCAGGAUGCAUCCCACUCUGCUGCAGGACUGGGCGUUGAGAAUGCAUCACUCAAGAAGGAGAUUGAGAACUAUCAACGACUGCUCGAAGCUGAGGUGACCAAGUUGAGCGAACUCAAAAGGCAGAAUGACGAAUCCAAACACUUGGCUCGCGUGAAGGAACUCGAGCAAACUCUGGAAGCCCGGGAGACUCUUCUCCGGAAGAAGGAGGAAGAACUACGAAACAUUCGCAACAACCGUCCAGCGACACGAGCAACCAGUACACAACCUCGAAGCCCAAAGUCUUGGGGGAAUAAUGGCAGUCGCCCGACUAGUCCUGGAGUCAACAAUGGAGUGGGGAAUCGUAGCAGUGGGCUUCGAUUCAGCUCUGAGUUACUUUAA